AUCAUCCUCCCUUUAAAACUCUGUAUCUUCCUCUGGGAAUCUCUCAUUUUCAUCAGAUUUAAGUUUUUCUCUUUGUAAAUUCUUCGUUGUGGCCGAGGAGGCUCGAGAUCGAGAGGCACAGAUGGCGGUGGCAAACGCAGAGGUCAAAGUAAAUAAGAAGAAGAAUUGGUGCAUCUGCUCUCCCGCACCGCACCCCGGCUCCUUCCGCUGCCGGCGUCAUCGUAUGUUCUACCAGUGGGGCAGAAGAGGCAUCUUGCAGCAGCAGCAGGAAAGAGUGCCUGCUCCAAAGCAAGAAGCAGAGGCAGAGAAAGGGGUGGAAGGGAAUAAAAAGAAGUGGUGCAUCUGUUCUCCAACAACACACCCCGGCUCCUUUCGUUGCAGGCACCAUUGCAUGAACUACCAAUUGGGUACGAUGCGAACCAGCCACCAUACAAGCUCGCUGGUUCGCCACACAAGCACUUAA
Amborella trichopoda is the source of this 463-nucleotide messenger RNA. NCBI's taxonomy places the organism in Eukaryota, Viridiplantae, Streptophyta, Magnoliopsida, Amborellales, Amborellaceae. The record is from RefSeq and is a predicted model, not a curated record.